AUGAUCGCCACGCUCGGACCUUGCCCGACCUCGUUCUCCCCCCAUCUCUGCCGUGACACCAUACGAUGGCCCCCGACAUGAAACGGACAUAUACAACACGCGCUUCUCGCCUGCCUCUCCUUCCAUCUACGCCGCCAUCGGACCUCGCCUCGAGCUCCCCACCCCCCGUGAAGCGCAAGCGCUCCUUCCUCGAGGAGACCACAGUCCAGAACUCUCCUACACCCUCAUCAAAGAGGCCACGCAAGUCCAUAUCCCUCCUUCCCAAAGGGAAAGACGCGCAGAAGGGGAAGAAGGGCGUGUCUGACGCGUCGAAGAAGCAGCAGAAGCUCACCCAACUGCACUUCGCUCUCGACGUGACCGUUCUCAAGACGUGCGAACAUUGCGACCUUUCGUAUACGAAGGGCGCCCCAGACGACGAGAGCCUCCAUCGGAAGCAUUGUGCGAGGGUGCAGCGUGGCCUCGAAUGGGGCCGCGAAGAGGAGCGGGAGGCGUUGAAGGCCAAUGUCGAAGAACUAGCCGCAGGCGUCAAGCUGAAGAACGGCACCAAAGGUCGCAUGGUCUUCUUCCGCCCAGACGUAGGUGGCAAGAUUGGUACUAAGCUCGCCACGCUCCUCGAGACAAUGAGCCUCGCGCUAUCCUCCCCGCCGCUCUCUGCGGCCGUCCUCAAGCAGUGCAAGAUCUACCUCUUCCUCCUCCCCACCUCUUCCAGCACAUCCCUUACCCCGCGCGAGAAGAUUGUCGGCUGUGUGAUCGCGCAGCGCAUCUCCACCGCCAUGGCCAUCGCGACCGACGCCGACGUCGCAGCACGUACCUCUACACCUGCACCCGGAAGCAAGGCACCUGUGCGCCGACCGCUCCAUAGCCUCAUACCCGUCGACACGUCCUCGAACCUAUAUGUUCAUCCCGCCCCGCUACCGACGCCUAUGGGCAUCCCGCGCCUCUUCGUCUCUUCAGCCCACCGUCGCCUCGGCAUCGCGACACACUUGCUCACCGCUGCGGCCAAGAAUUUCAUUUUGGGUUGUCCUCUCGACCCGACGAAGGGCGAGAUUGCAUUCACCCAGCCCACCGGGGCAGGGAAGUCUGUCCUCGAGGCGUGGGGUAAGGGCGGUAUACGCAUCUACGAAGAGGAGCAGGGGCGAUGAGUCUGAGACUCUGCACAUCUAGUAUUGUACUUGUGGUUAUUCAUAUGUAUCCCAUGCAUCUCUCUGUAUAAUAACGUUCGCCGACGUCGUUCUGUUUCAGUCUCGCUUCGUGGUAUCA
This is a messenger RNA of Rhodofomes roseus, 1260 nucleotides long. RefSeq lists its product as uncharacterized. Gene Ontology annotation, biological process: mitotic sister chromatid cohesion. Gene Ontology annotation, cellular component: chromatin; nucleus. Bases 66 to 1142 code for a protein of 358 amino acids. NCBI's taxonomy places the organism in Eukaryota, Fungi, Basidiomycota, Agaricomycetes, Polyporales, Fomitopsidaceae. The record is from RefSeq and is a predicted model, not a curated record. Gene Ontology annotation, molecular function: protein-lysine-acetyltransferase activity. The transcript is spliced from 2 exons.